Molecule: messenger RNA, 939 nt
Organism: Rana temporaria (common frog)
Lineage: Eukaryota; Metazoa; Chordata; Amphibia; Anura; Ranidae
Gene: CD3G
Product: CD3g molecule
Exons: 6
Coding region: 256-795 (179 amino acids)
Biological process (GO): positive thymic T cell selection; cell surface receptor signaling pathway
Cellular component (GO): alpha-beta T cell receptor complex; external side of plasma membrane
Molecular function (GO): transmembrane signaling receptor activity
Source: RefSeq, a predicted model, not a curated record
UCCUGAUUUGAAAAUUAUGCCAAUAACUACCUACAGUAUUGAUGUCUGGGUUGCCAUUUAUUUUGUUGUGCAAAUCUGUUGAUGAUACUUUAACCUGCGGAAGAUCAAAGCACAGGAAGGUUGCGGUUUGAUGCAAUGGAAAAAAAAAAAAAAACAGUCAUGACACUAAACCAUACACUCUGCAGUCUGAUUCUGUGCAUGCACACCAUAAACAAGCCCUGGUAAAAACUUAAAUAACUCACCAAUCCAAACAAAAUGGUGUAUCCCAAGACUGCACUUUGCUGGAUCAUUUUCACUUUGGGAUUUACAGCCAUUAACUCUCAAGUGGAACAAAUUAAGGUUGAUGAAAUGAAUGAUAAUCUAUUCUUGACGUGUCCUUAUACACCCUGUGAAUGGAAAUAUGAAGGCACACCUCCGGUCGCUAUAGACUCUAAUGAUCCUUGCUCGUUGAGUUUAGGUUCUGUGUGGAAUGAUCCUCGUGGAACCUACUCAUGCCAGGAAACUGAUAACGUGGAUUCCAAAAAAGUGAAAUUUAUUGAUGUGUACGUGAGAAAGUGUCAGAACUGCAUAGAACUGGAUGCUGGAACAAUCUCUGGAUUUAUAAUUGCUGAUUUAAUCAUGAUUGGCUUUAUUGCCGCGGCUGUGUAUUUUGUUUCUGGCUCCGAGACCCGAAGACCUGGAAGAGCUUCUGACAAGCAGAAUUUAAUUGAAGGAGAACAAGCAUAUCAGGAACUAGGGCCACGUCGGAAUGACGAAUACAGUAUGCCAGUCAUGCGUACAAGAAAUGCUAUUUGAUCAAAUAACAAUGGAAAAAGUAAAUAUUCUGUUUAGCACUUGAGCUGGAAAAUCUGUAAUGUCACCAGGGGAAAUGUUAAGCUUUGUAUACUUAUGGAACAUGUUAUGUAUUUGUUAUGAGCUAAUAAAAUAGUUGAAAAAGCA